Molecule: messenger RNA, 597 nt
Organism: Coffea eugenioides
Lineage: Eukaryota; Viridiplantae; Streptophyta; Magnoliopsida; Gentianales; Rubiaceae
Exons: 2
Coding region: 1-597 (198 amino acids)
Source: RefSeq, a predicted model, not a curated record
AUGACCGAUAUCCUUGAACAGUUAGCUGAGAGACAGAGUGCAGGGCCACUUAACCAACUCGGGGCACAGGAUAGAGGGGAAGAUAGAGCAUUAGAGAGAUUUCUGAAAUUUAACCCAUCUAAAUUCACUGGAGAACCUAACCUCGAGGUAGCGGAGAAUUGGUUGGAGAGGAUGACCAACAUAUUCUCCGCCUUAGAUUAUAUCGAAAAUAGGGAGUUUAAUGAGAAGUUUCUUCCGCCUCUGAUCCAAGAGAAACGGGAGGAUGAGUUCAUCAAGUUAAGACAAGGAACUCUUAGUGUAGCUGAGUACGAAGGAAAGUUCACUAAGCUUUCUAAGUACGCUCCUGAAUUGGUGACUAAUGAGCAGAAAAGGAUAAGACGGUUUGUACAAGAGCUUAAUGUGGAGAUUCAGGAGGGCUUGGCUGUAGUUCAAAUCUCUACAUUUACUGAAGCUUUUGAGAAAUCACAAAGAGUUGAGAGCACAAGGAUGCAAGUUAGGGAUUUUCACUAUAAGAAAGGAGUAUUUCUAGUUAUACUUCUGGUUAGGCUAGUAAAAGUGCCCCCCCUUCCAAGAUGGGAAGAGGAAUGGGAGGAGUAA